AUGCCCUCUACUUCGCUGUCCACCGCCGGCAACGGCGUGCAGAAUGCCAACGACAACAUCACCCGUUUCAACCCUCCCAGCCGUGUCCUCUCGCCCCUCCAGAACGCUCUCUUCCACAACAAGACACGAUGCUUCGUAUAUGGCAUGCAACCCCGAGCUGUGCAGGGCAUGCUCGACUUUGACUUCAUCUGCAAGCGCUCCACCCCUUCUGUUGCCGGUAUCAUCUACACUUUCGGCGGCCAGUUCGUCAGCAAGAUGUACUGGGGUACCAGCGAGACCCUUCUCCCCGUCUACCAGGAUGUCGAGAAGGCCAUGGCCAAGCACCCCGACGUUGACACCGUUGUCAACUUCGCCUCCUCCCGCUCCGUCUACAGCUCCACCAUGGAGCUCAUGAACUGCCCCCAGAUCCGCUCCAUUGCCAUCAUUGCCGAGGGUGUUCCCGAGCGCCGUGCUCGUGAGAUUCUGGUCGCUGCCAAGGAGAAGGGCAUCACCAUCAUUGGCCCCGCCACCGUCGGUGGUAUCAAGCCCGGCUCUUACAAGAUCGGUAACACUGGUGGUAUGAUGGACAACAUUGUCGCCUCCAAGCUGUACCGCAAGGGUUCCGUUGGAUACGUCUCCAAGUCGGGUGGUAUGUCCAACGAGCUCAACAACAUCAUUUCUCAGAACACCGACGGUGUCUAUGAGGGUGUUGCCAUUGGUGGUGACCGUUACCCCGGUACCACCUUCAUUGACCACAUGCUCCGCUACCAGGCCGAGCCCGAGUGCAAGAUCCUCGUCCUGCUCGGUGAGGUCGGUGGUGUUGAGGAGUACCGCGUGAUCGAGGCCGUCAAGAACGGUAUCAUCACCAAGCCCCUCGUUGCUUGGGCUAUCGGAACUUGCGCCAGCUUGUUCAAGACCGAGGUUCAGUUUGGCCACGCUGGUGCGUCUGCCAACUCUCAGCUUGAGACCGCUGUCUACAAGAACCAGGCCAUGCGUGAGGCCGGUAUCCACGUCCCCGAGACCUUUGAGGACCUGCCCCAGCUGCUGAAGGAGGUCUACGACGCUGAGCUCAUGAAGGGCAACGUCGUCCCUGCCCCCGAGCCUGUUGUUCCCAAGAUCCCCAUUGACUAUUCGUGGGCCCAGGAGCUGGGUCUUGUCCGUAAGCCCGCUGCCUUCAUCUCCACCAUCUCCGACGACCGUGGCCAGGAGCUGCUCUACGCCGGCAUGCCCAUCUCUGACGUCUUCAGGGAGGACAUCGGCAUUGGUGGUGUCAUGUCCCUGCUGUGGUUCCGCCGCCGCCUGCCCACCUACGCCAGCAAGUUCCUUGAGAUGGUUCUCAUGCUCACUGCUGACCACGGUCCCGCCGUGUCCGGUGCCAUGAACACCAUUAUUACCACCCGUGCCGGCAAGGACCUGAUCAGCGCUCUGGUCUCCGGUCUCCUGACCAUUGGUUCCCGCUUCGGUGGUGCCCUGGACGGCGCUGCUGAGGAGUUCACCAAGGCCUUCGACAAGGGCCUCAGCCCCCGUGACUUCGUUGACAUCAUGCGCAAGGAGAACAAGCUGAUCCCCGGUAUUGGCCACAAGGUCAAGUCCCGCAAUAACCCCGAUCUUCGUGUCGAGCUGGUCAAGGAGUUCGUCAAGAAGCACUUCCCCAGCACCAAGCUGCUCGACUACGCCAUCGCGGUCGAGACCGUGACCACUUCCAAGAAGGACAACCUGAUCCUGAACGUCGACGGCUGUGUCGCUGUCUGCUUCGUUGACCUGCUCCGCAACUGCGGUGCCUUCUCCGCCGAGGAGGUUGAGGACUACAUGCGCAUGGGUGUCCUCAACGGUCUGUUCGUGCUGGGCCGCUCCAUCGGUCUGAUUGCCCACUACCUCGACCAGAAGCGCCUGCGCACCGGCCUGUACCGCCACCCCUGGGACGACAUCACCUACCUCCUCCCUACCCUGCAGAAGGGUGGUGCCGAGGGCCGUGUGGAGGUCAAUAUGUGA
Messenger RNA from Penicillium canariense, 1971 nucleotides. RefSeq lists its product as uncharacterized. Gene Ontology annotation, biological process: fatty acid biosynthetic process; tricarboxylic acid cycle; acetyl-CoA biosynthetic process. Gene Ontology annotation, molecular function: ATP citrate synthase activity. Gene Ontology annotation, cellular component: cytosol. The transcript is spliced from 3 exons. The record is from RefSeq and is a predicted model, not a curated record. The coding region runs from base 1 to 1971 and encodes 656 amino acids. Lineage: Eukaryota; Fungi; Ascomycota; Eurotiomycetes; Eurotiales; Aspergillaceae.